This is a messenger RNA of Octopus sinensis (East Asian common octopus), 789 nucleotides long. RefSeq lists its product as uncharacterized. Bases 1 to 789 code for a protein of 262 amino acids. NCBI's taxonomy places the organism in Eukaryota, Metazoa, Mollusca, Cephalopoda, Octopoda, Octopodidae. The transcript has a single exon. The record is from RefSeq and is a predicted model, not a curated record.
AUGAGGAUUCGAAGCUCACCCAGGCCAGUUAACAAAUUUUUGUGCUACAAAGUUGUUAAUGAUGGAAGACUUAUUAGCUUUUAUAAUACAGUUGCAGCAGCAACAGGAGUUGCACCAACAACUACAACAACUACAGCACAAUCAGUUGCAGAAAGUGUCAAUCAACAGUACCUAAGAGUUGAACAACAGUGCUCAAGAGUCGAACAGCAGUACCAAAGAGUCAAACAACAGUACCCAAGAGUCGAACAACAGUACCCAAGAGUCGAACAACAGUACCCAAGAGUCAAACAACAGUACCCAAGAGUCAAACAACAGUACCCAAGAGUCAAACAACAGUACCCAAGAGUCAAACAACAGUACCCAAGAGUCGAACAGCAGUACCCAAGAGUCGAACAGCAGUACCCAAGAGUCGAACAGCAGUACCCAAGAGUCGAACAACAGUACCCAAGAGUCAAACAACAGUACCCAAGAGUCAAACAACAGUACCCGAGAGUCAAACAACAGUACCCGAGAGUCAAACAACAGUACCCAAGAGCCAAACAGCAGUACCCAAGAGUUGAACAGCAGUACCCAAGGGUUGAACAGCAGUUACUGGAAAAAAUGAGGAAAUGUGGAAACACUAUAAGUUUGUUUUCACCAGACAGCAUAUCAAACUCUAUAACAAAAUUCAUCUAUGACCCAGAGGAGGGUAUAACGUCUGCAAUGUACUUUAGAAGGUAUGAAGAAAUCUUCAGGGAAGAUUGCAAGUCAUGGAUGGACAACGUAAAAGAUUACUAUUAUGUAAAUUAG